AGAGCUGGGGGGUGGCAAAGUCAACAGCGCGGGCAAAAGAGUAGCAGGUCCCCGGUGGCCCAGACGGGUCACCGGGUGGACGCGGAGAACCAGAAGUCCGCCCAAGGCCUGCGGCACCUGCACAAGUUCGCAGAGGCGGGAGAAAGCGCGGGGAUCCCCCGGGGUGGCGAGGAAAAGCGCUGAGACCCGGGAGGCCUGCAGAGCUCCGGUGGCGGUGAGCUCCGGCCGCUCCCCACGCCGGCCGCGCUGUCCCGGCCGUGUGCCCAAGCCUGGGCCAUGCGCUGUGGGGGCGUGCGCACCUUCACACUGGAGCUGGCGCGGGGCCCGGGCGGCGCGUACCGCGGCGGGGAGCGGCUGUGCGGCCGGGUGCUGCUGGAGGCGGCGGCGCCGCUGAGGGUGCGAGCGCUCGAGGUGGCGGCGCGUGGCGGGGCUGCUACGCAUUGGCUCGAGGGCCGAAGCGUGGGCGUCAACGCGGUGUCCAGCGACUUCGCGGCGGCGGAAACGUACCUGCGGCGGCGGCAGCAGCUGCUUGGAGGUGGUGAAGUCUCCGGCCGGGUUAGUGAGUGCGCUUGCGUGCGCCGAGUGUAUUCGCGUCUGGAGCUGCUGCGUCUGUACCUCGCGCCACGGCGUCGGGGGUUCGAGGCCAGGGUCUGCGUGUCGCGGGUUCGCAUCCCCAGCGAGAUGCUGUUCCACAAGGUGAAGGCAUUCGUGGUACAGCUGGACCGCGAGGGCGCCGAUUCCGUAUUCAGCGGCGGCCAGGCGGUAGCCGGCCGGGUGCUGCUAGAACUGGCGGGCCCUGUGCGCGUGGGCGCCCUCAGGCUGCGCGCGCGGGGCCGCGCCCACGUGCACUGGACUGAGUCGCGCAGCACCGGCUCAAGCACCGCAUACACGCAGAGCUACAGUGAGCGCGUGGAUGUCCUGAGCCACAGUGCCACGCUUCUUGCGCCAGAUACUGGAGAGACUACCACGCUGCCUGCUGGGCGCCACGAAUUCCCAUUCAGUUUCCAGCUACCUCCGACCUUGGUGACCUCAUUUGAGGGCAAACAUGGCAGUGUCCGAUACAGCAUCAAGGCCACUCUGCACCGGCCCUGGGUCCCCGCUCGCCGGGCAAGGAAGGUGUUUACUGUUAUUGAACCUGUGGACAUCAACACGCCUGCCCUGCUGGCUCCUCAAGCGGGAGCUCGGGAGAAGGUCGCUCGAUCCUGGUACAGUAACCAUGGCCUUGUCUCCCUCUCAGCCAAGAUCGACCGCAAGGGGUACACACCAGGUGAAGUAAUCCCUGUUUUUGCUGAGAUCGACAAUGGCUCCACUCGUUCGGUGCUGCCGCGGGCGGUCGUGGUCCAGACGCAGACCUUCAUGGCACGAGGUGCCCGCAAGCAGAAGCGUGCAGUGGUGGCCAGUCUCUCUGGCGAACCUGUAGGCCCUGGGCGGCGGGCGCUGUGGCAGGGCCGGACACUUCGGAUCCCUCCCGUAGGCCCUUCCAUUCUGCACUGCCGUGUGCUGCAUGUGGACUACGCCCUAAAGGUCUGCGUGGACAUCCCAGGCACAUCCAAGCUGCUCCUGGAGCUGCCGCUGGUCAUCGGCACUGUCCCCCUGCAACCUUUCGGCAGCCGCUCGUCCAGCGUGGGCAGCUACACCAGCUUCCUAUUGGACUGGGGUCUGGGGACCCUGCCAGAGCGGCCCGAGGCCCCUCCUGAGUACUCUGAGGUCGUAGACAGUGUGGCAGCCGUGGGACAGAGUCCCUUUCCAGUGCCUCAGGACUCCGACAUGAGCCUCGAAGGUCCGUUCUUCGCCUAUAUCCAGGAGUUCCGCUACCGCCCACCACCCCUGUACUCUGAGGAGGAUCCAAACCCACCCUCCGAGGCCAUGAGGCCACGCUGCAUGACCUGCUGAGUGGAAGUGGAUUCCUAGAGGGACAAAGAUAUACGUGUGCUUCCAGCCACCAUGGACCUGGGGAGUGGCUGGAUCAAGAGUAGACCAGCCUGGCUGCACUGAAGUUGGGGAAACCAAGUCUCAGAACAGGGCAGGGCUGUUCUGAUAUCACACAGGACAGAGGAAGAGCCAUUCUGGGAUCUGACUUAUCUGGACUGGGCCUUGUAAGACAUCAAAUGCCUGGUAUAGGAUCUGAGAGACUGUUCAAGCCGUCUAUGCUAGCCUAUGGGCGGGGCUAGGGUCCCCUAGGAGCCUCCAGUCUGAGAGACACAGCCAGACAGAAAUAGUGCAGUCUUAUGGCUCCAGAGGAAGACACCGGGCUGGGAGAGUCCAGAGAGGAAGCAGAGGAGGCUUCCUAGAGGAAAGGGCAUUUUAGCUGAGGCUUUGGCAUAUGAAUAAGAGCUCAGCAGGCAGGUAAGUGAGAAGGAAGAGAAGUCAGAGAAGGUUCAGAGCUGAGUGAUGUUUGGAGACUGCCCUCUUCAUCUUAGAACUGGGGCUUAGAGGGCAAGUGCCUCAGUUGAAGUCACACUGGUCCGGCAGGUGAGAGGGCCCAGGAACGAGGCAUUCAGAGAAGCAAGUUAUAGGAGCUUUGCGAGGCUUGUGGGCUGCAGGGGCAGCAGCUCCAGCCUUGGAAGCCUCUGAAAGCUGGAGAUUCCUGCCCCAGACUGGGACUACCUGGGAGCUUCAGACACAGAGCUGCCUGGGUGCUAGAUGGCCUGGAAAUCCAGGUUCAGAGGGGGACAUACAAGACCAGCUACAUAACUUGCAAAUGAGAAUGUGGAGCCCCUGUUCAAGGAUUAUCAAGAAUUUCAAGAUAGUAACAGCAGAGCAUUCAACCAGGUCCAGGGGACAGAGGUCAGCCUGUGUUGACACAGCAGGGCCAGUGUGUUUCUGGAGACCCCUGUGUUUGGAAGGAUAAAGUGGGAGGGGGCAGCUGGACAAGCCCCCAACUUCAGAGUCCCAGCCCUGACUGGGGCAGAGCCCCCGCCUGGGACUCAGCAUUUCUGAUAAGCCUUAAAUUGUUCUCUUUUGUACAAUUAUUUUUUAAAAAUAAAACUGUGGAGAAGA
This is a messenger RNA of Rhinolophus ferrumequinum (greater horseshoe bat), 3000 nucleotides long. It is a transcript of the gene ARRDC2, whose product is annotated as arrestin domain containing 2. Lineage: Eukaryota; Metazoa; Chordata; Mammalia; Chiroptera; Rhinolophidae. Gene Ontology annotation, cellular component: plasma membrane; cytoplasm. Gene Ontology annotation, biological process: protein transport. The transcript is spliced from 9 exons. The coding region runs from base 277 to 1893 and encodes 538 amino acids. The record is from RefSeq and is a predicted model, not a curated record.